UUGCAGCUCAUUCGCACAUUUCAGCUCUGUGGUGUCGUCUGUGUUGGCAUAGGUACAUGGCUCGUUUUGGAUAAAUACGCCAUCGAUAACUUGGCUCUAGCCACGGCACAAAUACAGGGGUAUGAACAGGAGGAGGCUCUGCGUGAUCUGGCCACAAAGCCGACGGCAGUUCGGCAAAUUGGCUACCUCUUGCUGUUUGGCGGACUGCUCGUGAUAACUGUCGCUUUUCUGGGCUGCUGUGGAGCUGCAAAGGAAUGGCGGCCUCUUCUCUGUUGUGUAAGUGGUUAA
Messenger RNA from Cooperia oncophora, 288 nucleotides. NCBI's taxonomy places the organism in Eukaryota, Metazoa, Nematoda, Chromadorea, Rhabditida, Trichostrongylidae. The record is from the annotation of a GenBank genome assembly.